Molecule: messenger RNA, 786 nt
Organism: Indicator indicator
Lineage: Eukaryota; Metazoa; Chordata; Aves; Piciformes; Indicatoridae
Gene: DRGX
Product: dorsal root ganglia homeobox
Exons: 6
Coding region: 1-786 (261 amino acids)
Biological process (GO): regulation of transcription by RNA polymerase II
Molecular function (GO): RNA polymerase II transcription regulatory region sequence-specific DNA binding; DNA-binding transcription factor activity, RNA polymerase II-specific
Source: RefSeq, a predicted model, not a curated record
AUGUUCUACUUCCACUGCCCACCGCAGCUAGAGGGCGCGGCCCCUUUUGGAGGUCACUCGGCCGGCGACUUCGACGACGGGUUCCUGCGAAGAAAGCAGCGCCGCAACCGCACCACUUUCACCUUGCAGCAGCUCGAGGCACUGGAAGCCGUUUUUGCUCAAACCCACUACCCCGAUGUCUUCACUAGGGAAGAGCUGGCGAUGAAAAUCAACCUCACGGAAGCCAGGGUGCAGGUGUGGUUCCAAAAUCGAAGAGCUAAGUGGAGGAAAACAGAGAGGGGUGCAUCUGAUCAAGAGGGCCCUAAGGAAACAUUGACUGAGGUGGCUCCUCCUGCAAGCAAUUUAAAUUCCCCUUCUCCAGCAGAUCAAACCAGGAAUAAAAAAGAGGGUCUGGAGAUCCAGCAGAGUCUGAGUCGAACAGUGGGUCCUACAGGACCUUUCUUCCCUUCCUGCCUGCCGGGGACUCUUCUCAACACAGCCACCUAUGCACAAGCUUUAUCCCAUGUCGCCUCUCUAAAAGGGAGCCCCCUGUGCUCAUGCUGCGUUCCAGACCCCAUGGGCCUCUCCUUCCUGCCCACCUAUGGCUGCCAAAGCAACCGUACUGCCAGCGUGGCGGCGCUGCGCAUGAAGGCCCGCGAGCACUCAGAGGCUGUGCUCCAGUCUGCCAACCUCCUGCCCGCCACCAGCAGCAGCCCCACUCCUCCCACCAAACCCAGCCCAGAGGGCAGCCAGGACAAGCAGCCCCCUCUGGCCAAGGAGCACAUGGAAGGGGAGAAGAAUGUAUGA